AUGCUGUGGCUCAGUGGUGCCUGCAGCCUCACAGCUCCUGCUCUCUCCAGCUAUGACUCACAGAGUCCUUCUACUAACAGGCUGGUGGUUGGAGCCCCCCAGGAGAUAAAGGCUGCUGACCAGACGGGCGGCCUCUACCAGUGCGACUGCAGCGUGGGCAAGUGUGAACCCAUCCCCCUGCAGGUCCCCCCGGAGGCUGUGAACAUGUCCCUGGGCCUGUCUCUGGCGUUCGCCACCAAACCUUUCCGGCUGCUGGCAUGUGGACCCACCGUGCACCAAAUCUGCAAGGGGAACACCUAUGUGAACGGCUUCUGCUUCCUGUUUGUAUCCAAUCUACUGCAGCAACCCAGAAGGCUCCCAGAGGCCCUCAGAGGGUGCCCUCAGCAAGACAGUGACAUUGCUUUUUUGAUUGAUGGCUCUGGUAGCAUCAGCCCGACAGACUUUCAGAAGAUGAAGAACUUUGUCUCAACUGUGAUGAGUCAAUUCCCAAAGUCCAAAACCUUGUUCUCUUUGAUGCAGUACUCUGAAGAAUUUCAGACUCAUUUCACCUUCAACGAUUUCAAGAGAAACCCUUCCCCGGAAUUUCUGGUGAGGCCAAUAAUGCAGCUGCUGGGGAGGACACACACGGCCACAGCGAUCCGCAAAGUUGUAAGAGAACUGUUUCACAGCAGAAAUGGAUCCCGGGAGAAUGCCCAUAAGAUCUUGGUUGUCAUCACAGAUGGAGAAAAGUAUGGCGAUCCUUUGGACUACAAGGAUGUCAUCCCUGAAGCCGAUAGAAAGGGGGUCAUUCGCUACGUCAUUGGGGUGGGAGCUGCCUUCUUCAGUGACAAAUCUCUAAAAGAGCUCAAUACCAUCGCAUCCAAGCCGCCUGGUGAGCACGUGUUCCAGGUGAACAACUUUGAAGCUCUGAAGACCAUUCAGAACCAGCUUCAGGAAAAGAUCUUUGCGAUUGAGGGUACGCACACAGGAAGUACCAGCUCCUUUGAGUAUGAGAUGUCUCAGGAAGGCUUCAGUGCUGUCUUCACCUCCGAUGGUCCCUUGUUGGGCGCUGUGGGGAGCUUUGACUGGGCUGGCGGAGCCUUUCUGCAUACGUCAAAGGAUAAAGUCACCUUCAUCAACACAACCAGGGUAGAUUCAGACAUGAAUGAUGCUUACUUGGGUUAUGCUGCUGAAGCCAUCUUGCAGAACCGGGUGCAAAUCCUGCUUCUGGGGGCGCCUCGAUAUCAGCACAUCGGCCUGGUGGUGAUAUUCAAAAAGAACGCAGGUGCUUGGGAGAAAAAUGCUGAAAUCAAGGGCAGCCAGAUCGGCUCCUACUUCGGGGCCUCCCUCAGCUCCGUGGACGUGGACAGAGAUGGCAGCUCCGACCUGGUCCUCAUCGGGGCCCCCCAUUACUAUGAGCAGAGCCAGGGGGGCCAGGUGUCCGUGUGCCCCUUUCCCCGGGGGAGGGCUAAGUGGCAGUGUGGUGUUGUCUUGAGAGGGGAGCAAGGCCACCUCUGGGCCCGCUUUGGGGCAGCUCUGACGGUGCUGGGGGAUGUGAACGGGGACAGGCUGACGGAUGUGGCCAUCGGGGCCCCGGGAGAGCAGGAGAACCGGGGUGCUGUCUACCUGUUUCACGGAACCUCGGGACUGGGCCUCAGCCCCGCCCACAGCCAGCGGAUCACAGGCUCCCAGUUCUCUCCUAGGCUCCAGUAUUUUGGGCAGUCAUUGAGCGGGGGCCAGGACCUCACAAUGGAUGGACUGGUGGACCUGGCUGUAGGGGCUCAGGGGCACGUGCUGCUGCUCAGGUCCCAGCCGGUGCUGAAAGUUGAGGCGACCAUGGAAUUCACACCCAGGGAAGUGGCAAGGGAUGUGUAUGAGUGUCGUGAGCGGGUGGUGAAAGGCCUGAUCGCUGGGGAAGUCAGAGUCUGCCUCCGCGUCCGCAAGAGCACAUUGUUCCUUCUCUCUUACUCUUGUCACUGUCUCUUCUUUCUCCAACUCCAGAUCACCUUCAAUAUCACAUUUGACGUGAACCCUGAUGCUUUCUUUGGAAACAAACUACUUCUCAAGGCCAAUGUGACCAGUGAGAACAACAUACCUGGGAACAACAAAACCGAAUUCCAGCUGCAGCUGCCUGUGAAAUACGCUGUCUACAUAGUGGUCACCAGCCUUGAGGUCUCGACCAAAUAUCUCAACUUCACAGCCUCAGAGAAUACCAGCCACAUUAUAGAGCAUCAGUAUCAGUUCAACAACCUGGGCGGGAGGAAGCUCCCCAUCAGUGUGGUCUUCUUGGUCCCCAUCCAGCUGAACCGGGUGACCGUGUGGGACCAGCUCCACGUCACCUUCUCCCAGAACCUCUCCAGUAGAUGCCACACCAACAGGAGUGACCCUCGUGACUCUGACUUCCUGGGGGAGCUUAAGAAGACCCCACUGCUGAACUGCUCCAUCGCUGUCUGCCAGAGAAUCCAGUGUGACAUCCCCUCCUUUGGCGUCCAGGAAGAAUUCAAGGUCACCCUCAAGGGUAACCUCUCAUUUGACUGGUACAUCAAGACUUCGCAUAACCACCUUCAGCUUGUGAGCACUGCAGAGAUCUUGUUUGAUGGUUCGGAGUUUGCCCUGCUCCCAGGACAGGGCGCGUUUGUGAGGGCCCAGACAGAGACCAAAGUGGAGUCUUACGAAGUACAUAACCCUGUCCCGCUGAUCGUGGGCAGCUCGGCUGGGGGGCUGCUGCUCCUGGCCCUCGUCACAGGCGGCCUGUACAAGCUUGGCUUCUUCAAACGGCAGUACAAGGACAUGAUAACUGAAGCUGGCCCUGAAACUGCCCUCCCCCAGUAACAGCAGCUCCUUCCCCACUCCUUGCUGAGUGGCCUCCCCUGCAGCAAACAGGAUGUGGUCGGACCGAAGAGUGAGCGGGUCCCCAGGCUGCUGGACGGACACAUCUGUUGGGAGCCCAGGGCGGUGAUGUCUCACUCAGGAGCAACCUGCUUGGCUUUCCAUUCCUGUGUGUGUGUGUGUGCUUGUGCGCAUGCACGAGCGUGAAUUGUGUGUGUGGCUCAGAUCUCUCUUGCAUGAGGACAAGCGCCUUCGCACAAAUCUCAGGCAGAAGGGAGUUGCUUGGGCUUCCUUGUGUGUGGGUGAAGGUGCCAUUGGUUCUUCCUCGGGGACAGAGGUGAUGGCAGCUCUUGUGGGCGAACACAAAGGGAAGGGCAAGAAAUCCUCCCCCAGCUAUAGGAAGCGAGAUCUCCUUUUGUGGGUGAGCCCGCAGGCCAGCAGGAGCCCAUGCAGCUGGGCCUGAGCCUACCCGGACAAGCCAGCAGGAACCUGUCCAACCAUUCCACACUAGAGCUGAUGUGUCCAGUGCGCAAUGGCGCACCUCCCUUUAUGUAUUCACUUUAUCAUUUUAAUGCUACUUUUAUUUUUUGAAUGGAUGAACAGGUCCGUAGUAUCAAAAUCAAAAGACACGCAAGGGUGUGGGAUGAAGUUUCCCUUCCAUCCUGGUCGGCCAGCCAUUUAGGUCUCUUGUAAAGGGUAGUCCAGGUUAUGCGUUUGGGGGUCUCCUUCACAAAGACUCUAGGCAUAUGCAAACACACACACACAUACACACACACAAGCUUUUUUACACAAGUGGCAGCAUGCGUUGUUUAUACUGUUCUGCAUCUUGCUUUUUUCAUUAAUAUGGCUCAGACCUUGUUUUAUAUCAAGACAUAAAGUACUUUUUCAUUCCUUUAUAUAGUGCGCCAUGUUCCACUGUGUGGGUGGAUCCUAGUGUCCUUAACAGUAUCCCUCAUAUAUUAUUUCCAACUUCUCGCAAUGACAAAUAAUGGUGAAUUAAUAAAUUGAAUAUAUGUCAUUUUUGCAUAUGUGUAAGACAAUUUAUAGGAUACAUUCCCGGAAGUCUGAAUUCUGCCAGAAGCAACCCCAAGAGAAGAAUUUGAGUGAAAGAAGCUUAUUUAAGAGAGACGCC
This is a messenger RNA of Physeter macrocephalus (sperm whale), 3940 nucleotides long. RefSeq names its product integrin alpha-M. NCBI's taxonomy places the organism in Eukaryota, Metazoa, Chordata, Mammalia, Artiodactyla, Physeteridae. Gene Ontology annotation, cellular component: integrin complex; external side of plasma membrane. The transcript is spliced from 25 exons. The record is from RefSeq and is a predicted model, not a curated record. Gene Ontology annotation, biological process: cell-cell adhesion; cell adhesion mediated by integrin; cell-matrix adhesion. Gene Ontology annotation, molecular function: integrin binding. The coding region runs from base 1 to 2811 and encodes 936 amino acids.